Delphinapterus leucas (beluga whale) is the source of this 1457-nucleotide messenger RNA. Its product is annotated as annexin A8. The record is from RefSeq and is a predicted model, not a curated record. Gene Ontology annotation, molecular function: calcium ion binding; phosphatidylserine binding; calcium-dependent phospholipid binding. Gene Ontology annotation, cellular component: plasma membrane; vesicle membrane; nucleus. Lineage: Eukaryota; Metazoa; Chordata; Mammalia; Artiodactyla; Monodontidae. Gene Ontology annotation, biological process: negative regulation of serine-type endopeptidase activity; endosomal transport; endosome organization.
CCGGUGCAUCUUCAUCUCCCUGACAAAAGGCGCGCCGAGGUAAACCAGAUGGCCUGGUGGAAAGCCUGGACUGAACAGAAGGGUGUCUCGGUGAAGAGCAGUCCCCACUUCAACCCAGACCCCGACGCAGAGACCCUCUACAAAGCUAUGAAGGGGAUCGGGACCAACGAGCAGGCCAUCAUCGAUGUGCUCAUACAGAGAAGCAACGCACAGAGGCAGCAGAUCGCCAAGUCCUUCAUGGUUCAGUUUGGCAAGGACCUCAUCGAGACGCUGAAGUCGGAACUGAGCGCCAAGUUCGAGAGGCUCAUCAUAGCCCUCAUGUACACUCCAUACAGAUACGAAGCCAAGGAGCUGUACGACGCCAUGAAGGGCUUAGGAACCAGAGAAGGCGUCAUCAUCGAAAUCCUGGCUUCUCGGACCAAGAAAGAGCUGCAGGAGAUAAUGAAGGCAUAUGAGGAGGACUAUUGGUCCAGCCUGGAGGAAGACAUCCAAGCAGACACCAGCGGCUACCUGGAGAGGAUCCUGGUGUGCCUCCUGCAGGGCAGCAGAGAUGACUUGUGUGGCUUCGUGGACCCAGGACUGGCCCUGCAAGAUGCACAGGACCUCUACGCGGCGGGGGAGAAGAUCUGUGGGGCUGAUGAGAUGGAAUUCAUCAGCAUCCUGUGCAGGCGCGGUGCCACCCACCUGAAGAGAGUGUUUGAGGACUAUGAGAAAAUCGCCAGCAAGAGCAUUGAGGACAGCAUCCAGAGUGAGACCCACGGCUCACUGGAGGAGGCCAUGCUCACAGUGGUGAAAUGCACCCGGAACCUCCACAGCUGCUUUGCAGAGCGCAUCUACUAUGCCAUGAAGGGAGCUGGAACUCACGAUGGGACCCUGAUAAGAAACAUCGUUUCGAGGAGUGAGAUUGACUUAAAUCUCAUCAAGUGUCGGUUCAAGGAGAUGUACGGCAAGACCCUCAGCAGCAUGAUCAUGGAAGACACAAGCAGCGACUACAAGAAUGCCCUGCUGAACCUGGUGGGCAGUGACCCCUGAAGGCUCAGAAGGACAAGAGCAAAGGCCAAGAAGGUGGAGCCACUGGGUCCUGCUUGCUCAACCUUGGCCGUGGAUGGGGAUGGGGGUUGGGGGAACCACAGCACAGCUUUCAAUCCUCUAUCUCCCAGCUUCCAGUGCUUUCCAGCCAGUUUCCCUGACCCAGAAGUAAGGAUCAGCCUGGGGCUCCUACUUCCACUGUCUUCCCAAGUCAUUUUCAGGUGUGAGCACAUUGCCAACCUUAGCAUAUAUCUGAUCUGACAAAUACCUCAGCAUGAAGGGGUCGACAGGGGCUCGUGAUGAUUUCUUUCUCCCUACCCAGGAGCUUCCCAAGCCUGACUGAUCACAGAGUCCCCUAGGCUCUCAGCCCACUCCCAUCUACUAAUCUGAGAUCUGCAGAGAAUAGACCAGACAAUAUGGAAUUUUAA